GUUCACCUUCUUUCUACUAAGACAGUAUUCAAGUAUGAUUGCAUGCGUUAGAUCCUUAGGAACACGUAUGGUUGUUCCUAUAGCUAGAAGAAGCUUAGUUGUAACUCCUAAAUUUAUUGCACCAAAAACUGUGGCAUUGCCAUUCGUCUCAAGACAAAUCACUAGAAACUAUUCGUUAAGUACAGAAGGAGAAGAAAUCAGCAAUAAAAUUGAUGACAUUACCGACAAUGAAUACAACAAGUUAUCUGGAGAUUAUCUCGAAGGAAUAGCUGAUUCAUUGGAAGAAUUAAGUGAAGAUUAUGAACAAGUUGAUGCCGAAUUGAACCAUGGAGUACUUACGUUAAUCUUACCACCUCAUGGAACUUAUGUCAUUAAUAAACAACCACCAAAUAAACAAAUCUGGCUUAGCAGUCCUAUAAGUGGUCCAAAGAGAUAUGAUUUAAUAGAUGGCAAAUGGAAAACAUUAAGAGAUGGUUCUUUACUAACCGAACUUUUGGAAGAUGAAGUUUCAAGCGCCCUUGGAACUGAAUUCAAAUUUGAAGGUAUUGAUAGUUAAGUAAGAUAGGCAUAUAACAUGUAGAUAGAUAUAAACAGCGCAAAUUCUUAAGUAUGAUUUUCUAAGGCAAAUCCCGCAACGUAGCAAAAAAAAUACCGUGACCGUUUUGCCGUGAGGCUGAAGACAGUGUACACAACGCUUGAGUGAUCACAGUUUUAUUUUCCAGGUCAGCUUCUCCUCGUACUAGCUUGCUUUU
Molecule: messenger RNA, 752 nt
Organism: Spathaspora passalidarum NRRL Y-27907
Lineage: Eukaryota; Fungi; Ascomycota; Pichiomycetes; Serinales; Debaryomycetaceae
Gene: YFH1
Product: ferroxidase
Exons: 1
Coding region: 35-556 (173 amino acids)
Biological process (GO): iron incorporation into metallo-sulfur cluster; intracellular iron ion homeostasis
Cellular component (GO): mitochondrion
Molecular function (GO): 2 iron, 2 sulfur cluster binding; ferroxidase activity; ferrous iron binding
Source: RefSeq, a predicted model, not a curated record